Molecule: messenger RNA, 1597 nt
Organism: Daphnia magna
Lineage: Eukaryota; Metazoa; Arthropoda; Branchiopoda; Diplostraca; Daphniidae
Product: compound eye opsin BCRH2-like
Exons: 6
Coding region: 95-1246 (383 amino acids)
Biological process (GO): G protein-coupled receptor signaling pathway; visual perception
Cellular component (GO): membrane
Molecular function (GO): G protein-coupled receptor activity
Source: RefSeq, a predicted model, not a curated record
GAUCCAAACUUGUCUCGAUCCAGGAGUUGAACGAGAUUCACCUGAGCGAAGCUGCUCCCUUUCGUUUCCUAUCCACUCAAGAAGCAGGUUAAACAUGUCCAAUCUAACAGAUAUUCAAGCAUUUGCGUACCGUGCCGGUGAGCAAAUGACGUGGGGAUAUCCUCCAGGAGCUUCGCUUGUCGAUACGGUUCCAGAAGAUAUGAGGGCAACCAUCCAUCCUCACUGGAACAAGUUUCCUCCGGUCAAUCCGAUGUGGCACUACAUCCUGGGUCUUUCCUACAUAAUCUUGGGAACCAUCUCCAUUUUUGGUAACGGACUGGUUCUUCACCUUUUUUCUAAAACCAAAGAACUGAAAACGCCAGCCAAUAUGUUUGUCGUCAAUCUGGCCUUCUCCGACCUGUGCAUGAUGAUCUCGCAAUUUCCCUGGUUCGUCUACAACAGCUUUAACGGAGGUGUUUGGCUCUUCGGUCCUUUCCUUUGCGAGCUUUACUCUUGCACAGCAUCUGUGUUCGGAUUGGGCAGCAUUACAACCAUGGCUGCAAUUAGUUACGAUCGCUACAACGUAAUCGUCAAUGGAAUGAACGGGCCGCGCAUGACUUACAAAAAAGCUGCAGGCAUCAUCACUUUUUGCUGGUGCUACGCAAUUUUAUGGAGCAUUUUCCCAUUCCUUGGAUGGGGGGCCUUCAUACCUGAAGGCAUCUUGGAUUCAUGCGGUUUUGAUUACCUAACUCGAGACAUUAGGAUUGUAUCCUACACGUGUUGCGUGUUUGUCUCCAACUAUUGCACGCCACUGCUAAUUAUCAGUUACUGUUACUACCAUAUCGUUCAAGCUAUUUUUCAUCACGAGAAAAGUUUGCGUGAGCAAGCGAAGAAGAUGAACGUUACGUCAUUGCGCUCCAAUGUAGACCAGAAUGCCCAGAGCGCUGAGAUUCGUAUCGCCAAAGUUGCCCUGGCAAACAUCGCACUUUGGGUGGGAAUGUGGACCCCCUACGCCACGAUCGUUUUGCAAGGAGCUGUCGGCAAUCAGGAUAACAUUACACCAAUGGUCACUAUUCUACCAGCUUUGAUUUGCAAGUGUGCCUCAAUCGCCAAUCCGAUCGUCUACGCCAUUUCGCAUCCCAAAUAUCGCCUGGCUUUGCAAAAAGAACUACCCUGGUUUUGUAUCAACGAGAAACCCCCAACUGGAACCGAUACUCAGUCAACCGGUUCGGCUGUUACCGCUGCAUCCAGUGACACGGCAACGUAAGCGGAUGAUCUUCUGUAAGCCCCGAUGGAAUUUUUCGCUUCUGACUUGAUCCGCCUCUGAUAAACCCAACCAAUGAAAUUUAAUAUUAUAUACUCUUAAGUUGCUGCUAAAACUCGUCCAUUACGAAACGUAAACCCAAACUGAACACUGCAUACUGUUUCUUUAAGAAAAAUGCUGUUUUCUCACCCAUGUAGUAGCUUUUUACUGUUAUCAAGUUAACGUACUGUGUGUAAUCACAGGGUAGAGACUAUAACAUUCGAUUCCAUUUCCUUUUCACGCAUGAGCAUUGUAACCAGACUGAAAAGCUCAAAAAAAAAAAAAAACAGAAUAAAACAAUUACAGUCAAACUGA